AUGGUCCAGCUGGGAAGCUUACCCGCCACCGAUGCUCAGUCGGAGCGCCGUUUGACGCUGGAGCGCAAGCUUGCUAAGGACAUUCAGGAAGUCGAGCUUCUGGAACAGAGUCUCACCCGGACAAACAAUGUCUCCGAGCGAAUGGAGGACAUGCUGGCGUCGUUCGACGUGCGGCUCGCCAAACUCGAAAAAUCCAUCUUGCCCAUCCACAAGUCGACAUCGAAGCUGACCAAGCUCUAUGAUAAUAUCAACACGUCGCUCCAGGGUAUCCAGAAGAUCAUUUCGCAUUUCGACCUCGCCAGCCAAGAAUACGGAGUCAUUUCGAAAGGGCCUCUCGAGUACGACGUCGUGCCAUACAUCAAGUCCAUCCAGAAGCUCAAGGGUGGACUGGAUAUUUUGAGCCAGACCAAGGUCAAGUCGGUCGAGAGGGCCGUCACGGCACUGAGAGAGCUCGCUCAGCAAGGCAUCACCAACCUCGACAAUCUCUUUCAAAAGUGGGUCGCUGCCGUCAGCACCAUCUUGGAUCACACCAACCCCGGGAUCAGUGAGGAGCAUCUGCAGAAGCUCCACACGCUAUCUUCUGAGCUAGCGGCCAUCAGCCAAGCGGAACUGGGUUUGGUGACUCAAUAUGUCAAGAUCUUCAGCGAUAUUCGAUCGUCAUACCUUCAGAAAUCCAUGCAGCCUCUCGCUACAGCUUCCAACACCCCGGACAAGAAGCUUACCGUCUAUCAGAAAGGCAGCGGUGCCUAUAUCACGUACUUUCGGUGUUUGCUGAAAGUGAUGAAGGCCGAGCGAGAUGCCGUGACUCGACUCUUCCCCAAGGCUCAGGCUCCCAAAAUCUUUCAGACGGUGAUCACGCCCAUGGUCGAUACCUUUAUUGACUCGGGCGAAUCCAUGAUGGCGCGGCUGAAGCGAUGCAUCCAAAAGUCCGAGUUCCAGGAUAUAUUCCUGCUGCUGGAUCUUGUCGAAACCAUGACUUUGCUACGGAAGGAGUAUGACGGUCUGUUGGCGUAUGCGGGAUCGAAGGGAUCUGAGAUCGCCGAGCUCCUGAUCUGUGCCAAGACCGUCGUGGUGGUCUUUUUCGAGGAGUUCAAGGAAACCAUCAAGGGCGAUCCAUCCAAGCAACCGGCCUUGUCGCCAGACGGGACGGUGCAUGAGCUUACAAGUCGAAUGCUCAACAUUUUGAAGCGCCUCCUGGAGCACUCAUCCACCAUCGACAGCCUGUUGGAAGAGGCGCUGUCAAAGUCGUUUGUCGACUAUGCAGUCGAGAUCUUUGAGGCACUGGCUCAGAGUCUGGAAACCCGAUCCAAGGGAUACAAGCAAAAGGGCGGCGCCUUGGCCGCCAUCUUCCUGCUCAACAACUACCACUAUAUCGCCAAGAACUUGAAGAACUCAAAGUUGUCCGAAGUUGUCGGGCCAGACGUCGAGGCCAAGUUCGAGAAGCUGGUGUCGCUCAAGAAGGAUGCUUACCGCGACAGCUGGAAGGCCUGCAUCGAGUGCCUCAUGGACAACAUUGUGAUCCAGGGCGGCCAAAUCCAAAAGAACCUCUCCAAAUCGCAGCGCGAGACAAUCAAGGAAAAGUUCAAGGGGUUCAACACCGAGCUCGAGGAGGCAUACAAGACACAAAAGUUCUAUGCCGUCCCGGAUCUCGAGCUUCGCGCUCAGCUCAUCAAAGACAUCAAGGCCGUGAUCCUGCCGUUCUACGGACGGUUUCUGGAAAAAUACGAACACAGCGAGUUCAGCAAGAAUCCCGACAAGUACAUCAAGUACGACAAAUUCCAGCUCGAGCAGCUCAUCGACAAGUUCUUCGAUGCCUCGGCAUAGGGUGCUUCGGAGACGAGCAGCAGUGGCUGGUCAGAUAUACGAUCAUCGUAUCCGGCUUGGCCACCAAACAGCCUCC
Messenger RNA from Polychytrium aggregatum, 1900 nucleotides. Its product is annotated as Cullin repeat-like-containing domain protein. The coding region runs from base 1 to 1824 and encodes 607 amino acids. The transcript has 14 exons. NCBI's taxonomy places the organism in Eukaryota, Fungi, Chytridiomycota, Chytridiomycetes, Polychytriales. Gene Ontology annotation, cellular component: exocyst. Gene Ontology annotation, biological process: exocytosis. Gene Ontology annotation, molecular function: phosphatidylinositol-4,5-bisphosphate binding. The record is from RefSeq and is a predicted model, not a curated record.